AUGAACCCGCCCCAGCAACUCCGGCUGAAGACUCCGGCUCCCUUCCCGAGCCUGCUGCUCCGCCCCAUAUCUGUUGCUGUUCCCGUUACAGCCUCCAAUGCUGCUGCUGCUCCCGUUGCGUCGUCUGAUUUUAUUACUCCUGCUCCUGUUGCUACUGCUGCUGCUGUUGCUGCUGCUGCUGACUUAGUUGUUGCUGCUGGUGCUGGUGACUCUGCUGCAGCUGGUGCUGCUGCUGCUGCUGCUGCUGAUGCUGCUGCUGCCGCUGCUGCUGCUGGUGGUGCUGCUGCUGCUGCUGCUGCCGCUGCUGCUGCUGGUGGUGGUGGUGGUGGUGGUGCUGCUGCUGCUGCUGCUGCUGCUGCUGCUGCUGCUGCUGCUGCUGCUGCUGCUGCUGCUGCUGCUGCUGCUGCUGCUGCUGCUGCUGCUGCUGCUGGUGGUGGUGGUGGUGCUGCUGCUGCUGCUGCUGCCGCUGCUGCUGCUGCUGCUGGUGGUGGUGGUGCUGCUGCUGCUGCUGCUGGUGGUGGUGGUGGUGCUGCUGCUGCUGCUGCUGCUGCUGCUGCUUCUCAUUUUUGCCGGAAGGGGUCCAAGAUCUCAUCGGCUUGA
This is a messenger RNA of Closterium sp. Naga37s-1, 600 nucleotides long. The record is from the annotation of a GenBank genome assembly. Lineage: Eukaryota; Viridiplantae; Streptophyta; Zygnematophyceae; Desmidiales; Closteriaceae.